CGACGAGGCGCUUGUAUAAAUUUCACUAGUUCAACUCGGCGAAUUUACCAUUGAACUAAAACUAUAGCUUGGUUUUGGAUAUGGACCCUGUUCAUCCCACUUGCUCGCCGCAAACUGAUCGAAAUAAACCUUUCACUGCACCUCUUUGGGCCGCUGUUCCGCCCUCAUCAAUUCAGUGCUAUAUUGUCACCUUGAUGAACCAAAAUCCUAUUCAAUGUGUAAAACUUGAAAAUAGUUCCACUUGGAUUAUUGGACAACCUAAACCUUUUAAUCCUACCUUCCCAAGCGAUCAUAAGUCAGUAAGUCGGCAAAAUACCGCCAUUUGCUUUCAUAAAUACAGCCAACAAUUUUACCUCAUCGAUCUUCAAUCCGCAUAUGGAACCUUCUUAAACGACACCAAAGUGUCAAGCUACGUUCCUGUGCCUCUCGUUGAAAACUCAAGAAUUCAAUGUGGUCAAGAUACAUCACGAACGUUCAGUUUCUGCUCUGGUCUUCCUCCUGCUCACAUUGAAAGUCUAUUAUUGACUUCCCCUCAAGAAUCUAUUCGAGCCUCACACAUUUUGGUCAAACAUGCGCAAUCUCGACGUCCUGCCUCUUGGAGACAGGCUCAGAUUACAAGGUCUAAGCAAGACGCCUACUCUAUCAUCAAGGAGUAUUUGAGACUACUUCAAAAUGAAGAAGCAGAUUUUGCUACAUUGGCCUCUAAAUUUAGCGAUUGUUCGAGUGCCCCCAGAGGUGGGGAUUUAGGAUUUAUCAAACAAAAAACUAUGCACGAGCAGUUCGAACGAGCUGCCUUCAAGCUAAAAAUAGGUGAAUUAAGCGAUAUCGUCGAAACAAAUUCUGGACUCCAUAUCAUUAAAAGAACCGCGUGA
Schistocerca gregaria is the source of this 872-nucleotide messenger RNA. RefSeq lists its product as uncharacterized. The record is from RefSeq and is a predicted model, not a curated record. Gene Ontology annotation, molecular function: peptidyl-prolyl cis-trans isomerase activity; protein binding. The transcript is spliced from 6 exons. Bases 81 to 872 code for a protein of 263 amino acids. Gene Ontology annotation, cellular component: nucleus; cytosol. NCBI's taxonomy places the organism in Eukaryota, Metazoa, Arthropoda, Insecta, Orthoptera, Acrididae.